Messenger RNA from Haliotis rubra (blacklip abalone), 2697 nucleotides. Its product is annotated as cytochrome P450 3A29-like. The record is from RefSeq and is a predicted model, not a curated record. Bases 147 to 1682 code for a protein of 511 amino acids. The transcript has 14 exons. Gene Ontology annotation, molecular function: iron ion binding; heme binding; oxidoreductase activity, acting on paired donors, with incorporation or reduction of molecular oxygen. Lineage: Eukaryota; Metazoa; Mollusca; Gastropoda; Lepetellida; Haliotidae.
UACAUCACUGGGCAAACAAAAUGGCGGACAACACCGCACCGCAUGCACCCCGAGUCCCAUGUUGAACAACUGCACACAGAAGCUGCACCUCGAUCUACCCUACUGUCAAAGGACAGUCCUACAAGUGUCUGUUGCCUACACUCACAAUGGAACUGUUCGGUUGUAAUUUCCCCCUAGCCCUUGGUCUCUUGGCGGGUAUAGUGGCUCUGCUUUACAUGUACGCUAAACGGAGAAAGAGCGUUUUCAAGAAUUUUGGUAUCCCUGGACCCGACCAAAAUCUUAUCUUUGGAGGCACUCUAGAGUUCUUGAGAAAGGGAAUUGAUUUUGAAAACAAGAAUAGGAAACUGUAUGGAGAUGUACACGGAGAAUGGUUCGGCGGAAUUGCUAUGGUAACCGUCUAUGACCCAGAUAUCUUGAAGGAGGUCUUGAUCAAAGAUUUUGACACGUUUGGGGACCGUCUGGCGCUUCUUGAUCUGGACAAUUCCCCCCUCAGCACCAAUCUGUUCAGCGCGAAGGUAGACACCUGGAAACGGAUCCGGAAAAUCUGUAGUCCCACCUUUAGCGGCGGCAAACUCAGGAAGAUGAUCAAAGGGAUAAAUAUUUGUGCCGAAAAACUGACAAAGAAUUUUAUCCGUGCUGGCGAAAGCGGAGAAGAAGCUGAUGUGAAAGAAUACUUCGGCGCUUUCACCAUGGCCGCAAUUGGCAGCACUGGAUUCGGGAUUGACAUCGAUUCUCAGAACGACUUCAACAACAACUUUGUCAGAGAAACCAAGAAAGUGUUGGAUAAUGCAUUCCUGAGCAACAUAGCCAUACUCAUUAUAAUGUUGUUCCCCGAACUGCGGCCGCUGGUGAAGUGGACUGGAAUUGGAGCUUUCUCUGCGUCCACCAAGAGGUUCUUCAUACAAGCCGUCACUGACAUGAUAAAACAGAGGAAGAAUGACUCGAAGGAGGAGAGAGAGAGGAGGGUCGACUUCCUGCAGCUCAUGCUAGAUGCCGAGGAUGAUGGUGCCGACCACGAUGCAGCCAAGACUGGAGAUGAAGCAGCUCAGAAAUCAGCCAAUAAAUUGACGGCGGAGGAGAUGAUAGGUCAGGCGUUUAUAUUCAUCUUGGCUGGAUACGAGACCACAGCGAGCACUCUACAGUAUGCUGCGUACAUCCUUGCAACUCAACCUGGCGUGCAGGACAAACUGGCAGAGGAAAUAUCAUCAGUGCUUGGAGACGAAGAGCCUGAUUAUGACAAUAUCCAAAGACUGACGUUCAUGGAUCGAGUGGUGAAUGAGACACUGAGACUCUUCCCUGCAGCCCCUGGAACUUCCCGGUACGUCUCCAAGACAACAACAAUUAAGGGAUGGACUUUUCCUGAAGGGACAUACGUCAACGUCCCCAUCCUCUUCCUUCACAGAGACCCGGACGUGUACCCUGAACCGAACAAGUUCAACGCAGAGAGAUGGGAGAAAAAGUCUGAGAUCAACCCAAUGUUCUUUUUGCCAUUUGGGCAUGGGCCACGUCAGUGUAUUGGAAUGAGGCUUGCCCUGGUGGAGGUUAAGGUCGCUCUCGUCCACGUGAUCAGGCACAUCCGGUUUGUGAGACUGGUCGACACGCCGGACGAGCUGACAGAAUUUAAAACUACGGGCGUUCUCCAACCAAAGACACCGAUCAAGUUGAAGAUAGAACUCCGGUGACAGGCUAUGUGAUGACUUGAAACUUGACAUCACUGCUACUGGCGCAUUUGCAUAUCACGUAACUGGACGUUUCUCAUUUGUCAACGAACGUGCCUUUUCUGAAAUUAACGUAUUUAGCAUAAAUCAUAUACUACUACUUCUACUACUACUACUACUACUACUACUACAACUACUACUACUACUACUAUUACUACUACAACUACUACUACUGCUACUGCUACUACUACUACUACUACUGCCACUACUACUGCUACUACUACUGCUGCUUCAUUGAGAUACAUAACAUGAUGAAAAAUAUGCAAUACCCUCAAAUAAGUUCGACGCAACCGGGAAUUCCACACAUCUUGUUCGAGACAUCAGGGUAAAAUAAAUAUAAGGAAAUCGGCAGAGGCGAGAGAUGAGUUCGGCACAACCGAAAAUUCGUCUCAACCGAGUUCGAGACGUUGGGUUCGAGUGUAUAUUGACCAUGAAAGGAGUGACGAAUCGUCGCAUGGCGGGUGCCUGUGGCAGAGGUUCUAUGCCGGCUGCCUUGAACGUUGGAUAGCAGAGUGAUGAGAGAGACUGAUGUACUUCAACUACACAUAUUGUUUUUAUGACAAUCGCUUCACAAAACCAAUACGAUACACCCGCGGGUGUGCUAAUUUCUUAAUCAUUCAUUAACAUUAAGAGGUUUGUUAGUAAGCUUAUCAUAUAUCAACCCCCUCCCCAUUCCAUAGGUGGGGUAGCCUAGUGGUUAAAGCGUUCGCUUGUCACACUGAAGACCCGGGUUCGAUUCCCUACAUGGGUACAAUAUGUGAAGCUCAUUUCUGGUUUCCCUCGCCGUGAUAUUGCUGGAAUAUUGCUUAAAGCGGCGUAAAACUAAACUCACUCACUUGUAAUCACUUCAUUGUUUAUAUGUGUUUAUCGGUUAUUGUCGGAACUACCGAUUGGGUUUUAUUAAACCCUACAACAGUUACCUACUAAUUAUGGCUGUUCUCCGUCGGAAGUUAGUAGCUCAGGCACACACGCAUUCAAA